This is a messenger RNA of Cotesia congregata, 2664 nucleotides long. NCBI's taxonomy places the organism in Eukaryota, Metazoa, Arthropoda, Insecta, Hymenoptera, Braconidae. The record is from the annotation of a GenBank genome assembly.
AUGGAGACAUCAGAAGAACCAUCAAGUCUGCAGUCAAUUUGUCAUAUUCGAGCCUCAGAGCUGUUCCCAAAACACGCUCACUAUGAAACAGACGAUCCAUCACUGAGUGUACCAUUUACACCUUUGAGUGGUGAAUAUGUCGUGGCAUUGGGAAGAACUGCCGAUGGCACAUUGGCUCUCUCUAAUUACAGAUUGUACUUACAAUUGAGCCAAGCGUGCUACAAUAUACCGCUAGGUCUUAUUGAACAGCUAGAAGUUAAAGAAAUAUUUUUUCUACACAUAAGCUGUAAAGACGCACGCUCAGUGAGCUGUGCAUUCUCCACAAAUGAACACUGCUUAGAGUGGUUCAAGCGAUUACAUAAAAUAACUUAUACGAAAAAAAAUAUCGAGGAGAUAUUUUGCUUCGCAUUUUACGCUUGGUCGGUGGAAGAAGGCAGGGAUUAUCUUCGGCUUGGAAAGGAUAAUAAUUCAUACAUCGCGUCGUUUAAUUCAGAAGUUGAAAGAUUGAAAUUUAAUUUACAUGGUACCUGGCGUAUAACCCAAAUAAACAAGGACUACCGAAUGUGUCCUUCUUAUCCACCAGAGUUGCUGGUACCAGCGUGCAUUUCUGACGAGAAACUUGAACUAGUGGCUAAAUUCAGGAGCUCGAGGCGGAUUCCAGCGGUGAUAUGGCGCAACGUUAAUAACGGUGCUGUGAUAGCUCGCAGCAGUCAGCCAGAAGUUGGUUGGCUUGGCUGGCGAGAGCCCGAGGAUGAAGCGAUGCUAAAAGCCUUGUCAGAUGCCUGCUCGUACGACCGCGGCGAGUCCACGAUGAUGGACUCUCCACUGAGUUACCCGGAGUCUAACGAGUACACACCGACUAGUAUUGUCAGCAGCAACAGUUCGAAGAAAGUUCUGAUUGUUGACGCGAGAUCUUACACAACAGCCGUCGCUAACAGAGCACGUGGUGGCGGCUGCGAGUGUCCAGAGUAUUACCCCAAUUGCGACAUACAAUUUAUGAACCUUCCGAACAUACACUCGAUCAGGAAGAGCUUUCACGCAGUGAGACAGCUCUGCGCCUCGGAUGCUGAUCAGCCGAAUUGGCUGAGCUUGUUGGAAGGAACUAGGUGGCUUCAGCACAUGUCUGGGCUGCUACGCGCUGCUGUUACUGUUGCCUCCGCGAUUGAAAGAGACGGACGUCCUGUACUUGUUCACUGCAGUGAUGGAUGGGACAGGACACCUCAAAUUGUUGCCCUGGCCCAAAUAUUAUUAGAUCCAUAUUAUCGAACGAUGGAAGGUUUUCAAAUACUUUGUGAGAGAGAAUGGUUAGACUUUGGUCACAAAUUUGCCGAUCGCUGUGGUCAAAUUGUCGGCUGCGAAGAUCCUAAUGAAAGAUGUCCGGUAUUUCUUCAGUGGCUUGACUGCGUCCAUCAAUUAAUUAUACAGUUUCCUUGUAGUUUUCAAAUGUCCUGUACAUAUAUCGUAAAACUUGCGCAGCAUACGUAUUCUCAACUUUUUGGUACAUUUUUGUGUAAUACCCGUCAAGAAAGAUUACAAUUACGGAUAAAAGAUCGUACAUUUUCAGUAUGGCGUUUUCUUAAUUAUAAUUCUUAUAUAAACCAUUUAUAUUCAUCCUCGGAAAAUCAGGUAUUAUGGCCAAGUUGUAAUGUACGUGACCUUAAACUCUGGUCUGAAGUGUACCUCGGUUCCAUGGAAAUGUCACCUAAACCUGACAAACAGCGAGUUUCUCUGAUUGACAUUGAAGGGACGGACAAUGAGGAGCCGCAACAGGGACAAAUGACCAAAACACGUUCUUAUGGUGAUCUUGUUCACACACAAGACCACGUAGCAUAUCUUCACCGCAGACUGAGCGAUCCUAGUAUUUCUAUUGAAAAAAAAUUUGAUUCAUUGAAUCUGGAUAAUGUUUCGGAUAAGACUGAAGGUGAAAGUACUGAUGAUGAAAAAAUUCAUAGCAUUUGUGAGCGAUCAUUAGAGUGUGACGCUAAAUUAAAUAAACAUAAUGUUAAUGAAACACCAAAUGACGUCCCGGCAAAUCCAUCAGUCGACAGUUCAACAGAUACUUUGAUACCCAGCAGUGAGCCGGGUCUUUUAGCUGCCUUGGACAGCAAAAAAGACGACGGACAAGAGAAUAGAUUAUCGGUUGAAAACGGAGUUGGACCCUGGUUAGAAAGUAGCGCAGCGGCUAUUGAUAGAGCACCAUGUACGUGCAAUCGUGUAAACCAAGAAGAUAUAAGCGACGCUAGUGAAACAAGUAUUCCUUUAAAUUCAAGAACACCCAGUAGUAUAUGCCCUGCAUCACCAACACAUCAGGACAUUAUCCUUGAUAAUCCUGAUAGUUUAGACGAUGUUGACGGCCUUCCUGUAAGAGAAGAAGCCUUGAGGAAAGAAUUACAUACGACACGUUUAGCUCUUAUUAAACAAGUUUGUAAUAAUCAUAAUAAUACGGAAAAUGAUCGAGUUGAUGAUAUUGGAUCCUUACCGGAUUCAGUCGGCAGUGCGGGAGAUCACGGUGAAUCUCUGCCCUCAGAUAUGUCUUGGGAAGCCGUAGAAGAACUUGGACCAGCGCCAACUCUCUGGGUACCUGACCACGCAGUAAAUCGAUGCAUGGGUUGUGAUACUGAAUUUUGGUUGGGUAGACGCAAACAUCAUUGCAGUAAUUUAUAA